This is a messenger RNA of Mya arenaria, 840 nucleotides long. RefSeq names its product complement C1q tumor necrosis factor-related protein 3-like. Lineage: Eukaryota; Metazoa; Mollusca; Bivalvia; Myida; Myidae. The coding region runs from base 20 to 748 and encodes 242 amino acids. The transcript has a single exon. The record is from RefSeq and is a predicted model, not a curated record. Gene Ontology annotation, molecular function: protein binding.
AGGAACGCAUAAAACUAUAAUGGAAAUCCUUAUGGCCAAGAAUGAUAAACUUGAAAUGAAACUCAGCCAUUUAGAAGAAUUACACGAGCUGCGGAAGAAACGCGAAAGCAUCUCGAAAAGUGAUCGCUCCAGGGCAGGAACAAAUACUGUUAACCAAAAUAGUGUAGGAGGUAUUUCUAUGGUCAACAAAGAAAAUCUCGAAGUAUCCCGGAAUGAUAAUUUUAUACAGCAGAAAGUACUAAGCAGAAAAUUGAAUGGCAUUAAUGAUGGAAACGUCAAAGACUAUGCCUCUAACAGAGGAAACAGACAAAACAGAGCUUUCCAACACGUGGCGUUUUCUGCAUACAUAGAUAUCAUGCAAGAUAACGUAGGAAGUGGAGUCACAAUGAAGUACAAUCAAGUGUUCACAAAUGACGGAGGCGGGUACAAUAAACAUACCGGCAUCUUUACCGUCCCCGUUUCAGGCGUUUACUUUUUUACAUUUACUGUGCACGCAAACCGAAGAAUGACAACAUUGCGAAUGUUAAAGGAUGGCGUCAAUGUUAUCAAUGCAAUUGUAGAAGCGGCGAAUUCUACAUCUAUACCAUACCAGCAUAGCAUGUCCUCAAACAGCGCUAUUCUUAACGUAAACGCUGGUGAGUCAAUAUGGCUUGAAACAAUCUACAAUAACGACAUACACAUUUGGUCGAAUGAAGAAUAUCGAGCAGACACGUUCAGUGGUUUUCUGUUGUACAAGCAUCAUCAGUAAAGACAAUUGAAUCUUCAAAAGAAUAACAAUCGAAUACAUACGUACUUGUCCGAUAUAGACGAAUAAAUAAUGAUAGACAUCUUGUGCAGGUU